This is a messenger RNA of Cercopithifilaria johnstoni, 309 nucleotides long. NCBI's taxonomy places the organism in Eukaryota, Metazoa, Nematoda, Chromadorea, Rhabditida, Onchocercidae. The record is from the annotation of a GenBank genome assembly.
AUGGAUUCUAAGCAAGAUCCGACCAAAAUUGUAUUACCGCCUGCAAUUCGUGUAUCACCGCUUUUGCGGUUCAUGCGUUAUUCUUUUCUUGGAUUGGGUGUUGUUUGGGGAUUUUUCCGUUAUCGAAUGAUUUGCGAGAAACAUGCAGCUGUGCGGCAAAAAGAACAUGACGAGAAACUUGAGAAAGCAGAAAAAGAACGCAUAUUGCGCAAACAGCAAGCAGAUAAAAGCUUAUACGAUAUUUAUUUGAACAUUCUGGAAACCGAUCUGGAUGAAGGCGGUUCACUGUUUGGUAGCGUUCGAGAAUAG